AUGGAUCAACAGACACAUCACCGUCGGUUGCCCUCGUCCUCGGCUGACGAGUCAAAUCAGCGGCUCGAUAUAAACGAGUCUUCGCAGCACGAGGUGCCUCCCGGCACCUAUGGUGCAGAUGCAUCCUCCAGCGGCCUAGGACUCGGCUUGGAUCAGCAGCCGCAACCGUCGCCGCAGCAGCAGCAGGUUUCCUUUGUGAGCGCCGCAAGCUUCGACUCGCUCGCCAGUGAGCCCAACUUCCUUCACCCGCACCAACCCCCGCACAACACGUUCGGCCAGUCUAGCAUCUCUGAUCCAGCGGUGCUCUUCGACCCCAGCUCACCCUUUGGGCAGCCCGGUGCUGGCGCCGACGCUGCCGCCGCCGGCCUAUCCUUCCCCUCCCAGUCCCAGCCCACCACGUACAUGGACGAAGGUGACUUCUCUCUCUUCCCAUCCCUAAACCAGGGAGAUCAGUUCAACCAACCCCUAUUCGUGCACCCAAGCCUCGGUUCCAGCGUGACCAACAUGGCCUCGUCCCAGUCGCACCAAUCCCCCCCGACAAAUCUCCUACAUGACAGCCGCCACUCAAGUUCUGCUCGGCAUUCGUCUUCCUUCAGCAGCCACAACACUCUGUCGCCGGUUGGGACCCACUCCCGACAGGUCUCUCUUGGCCCCGAAGCCGCCCUCCUCCCCAACCAGCUGGGCGACUGGUCCCAGCCUCAGUUUCAGGGACAUAGGCGAAGCCCUUCGGAGUUGUCGGAUGUUUCAUCCGUCUCCCCGUCUCCGAACCUCGUCGGCGCCGACUCGUUCGACGAUCGCCACGGCGGUCAUUCCCCCCUGCAGAGACCGUCCGAUGCCAGCCUCUAUCAAGAAGUUCUCGGCAUCGGCGCCUUCAGCAUCGGCGACAACCAGGGACGAAGCCCUUCCCUCAGCCCGGCCAUCAGUCCCCGCAUGGACCCGCGGCAGAUUCCCGAGCUGCACCAACCAGGUUUCGGCCUUGUCCCUCCGGGAGGCUAUAGGCCGUACUCCGGCAUGCACCCAACGGCCGACUCGUUCCCCUCCCUGCACGGCUCCGGCCCCGGCCCCGGCCCAGGGGACAUCCCUCAGAUGGCUCCUCCGUCCAUCAACAUCGACUUUGCGCCUAGCAACGCAAAAGCCGGCGUGUUCGAGCCGGCCAAAUCACACCUGGACCAGGACUCGCUGACACCGCCGGAAAGAGGCAGGCUCAAGUCUCGUCCUCGUUCGGUGACGGACCCUUUUCAUCCUGGCGGAUCCAGCGUCGGCCGGCCGAGCAGCUCGAGCAGCUUGUCGCCCAUCUCUGGCUCGUCUCUGUCCCCGCGAUCUGGCGCAGCUCGCUCGCUCUCGCCCCUCGAUCGACAGUCCACGGCAUCUCCUCGCGGGAGGAGGCAGUCGACAUCGGCCGUGCCGAAUAACGUGAUUGCCUUGCGACUUGCGGAUCCGGAAUAUCAGAACAACCAAGACCUUGGCGCGUCCAAGCGAGCGCAGAAACACCCGGCGACGUUUCAAUGCACCCUGUGUCCCAAGAGAUUCACGAGAGCGUACAAUUUGCGCUCUCAUCUGAGGACCCACACGGACGAGAGGCCCUUCGUUUGCACCGUUUGCGGGAAAGCGUUUGCUCGGCAGCACGACCGGAAACGACACGAAAGCCUGCACUCGGGCGAGAAGAAGUUUGUGUGCAAGGGCGAUCUGAAGGUGGCCGGCCAGUGGGGUUGCGGUCGACGAUUUGCUCGCGCCGACGCGCUCGGCCGACAUUUCCGAUCCGAAGCCGGCCGCAUCUGCAUCAAGCCGCUUCUCGACGAAGAAAUGAUGGAGCGGCAACCGCAGUGGCAGGAACAACGGAUGCAGCACAGCAUGGGCCAGAACAUGGCGGCGCCGCAAGCCGUCGGCAUGGACUCCGCGCCCGGAUAUCAUCCGAUGAAUACGUACGCGCUGCCUGCCGCCUUGCUGGCCCAGUAUCCGGCGCUGGCGCAGAUGAAUUGGUCCCAACCUGAGGCCGCCGGCGGGAUGGAUGAUGACAUGAGCGGCCGGUCAUCGUUCGACGCCAGCGACUAUGACGAUGGUGACGACGGUGGCUACGCCAGCGGUCCCGCCGUUGGGUACUAG
This is a messenger RNA of Drechmeria coniospora, 2103 nucleotides long. RefSeq names its product C2H2 type zinc finger domain-containing protein. The record is from RefSeq and is a predicted model, not a curated record. Gene Ontology annotation, cellular component: chromatin. Gene Ontology annotation, molecular function: DNA-binding transcription factor activity, RNA polymerase II-specific; RNA polymerase II cis-regulatory region sequence-specific DNA binding. Gene Ontology annotation, biological process: regulation of transcription by RNA polymerase II. The transcript is spliced from 2 exons. The coding region runs from base 1 to 2103 and encodes 700 amino acids. NCBI's taxonomy places the organism in Eukaryota, Fungi, Ascomycota, Sordariomycetes, Hypocreales, Ophiocordycipitaceae.